Molecule: messenger RNA, 1419 nt
Organism: Maniola jurtina (meadow brown)
Lineage: Eukaryota; Metazoa; Arthropoda; Insecta; Lepidoptera; Nymphalidae
Gene: wmd
Product: serine-threonine kinase receptor-associated protein
Exons: 8
Coding region: 127-1101 (324 amino acids)
Biological process (GO): spliceosomal snRNP assembly
Cellular component (GO): SMN complex
Molecular function (GO): protein binding; RNA binding
Source: RefSeq, a predicted model, not a curated record
UAGCAUUUUGCUUUUUCCGUCAGUCGAUUGUCAACAAUCAGUACGAUCAGACUCAUUAGGUUAAUUUUUAAAAGUAACUAAUUUUGUUUUUUAUAAAGUACAACAAAUUUUAAAUUAUAUUGUAAAAUGACAACCUUCAAACAAGUUCCUCUAACAUGUGGUGGCCAUACUAGACCGGUAGUGCACUUGGACUUUAGUGACGUUACAAAGGAUGGAUACUUUUUGAUUUCGGCCUGCAAAGAUGGAAAACCCAUGUUGCGACAAGGCGAGACAGGAGACUGGAUUGGAACUUUUGAAGGUCACAAAGGUGCAGUCUGGGGCGUAGCUUUAACACAAAAUGCAAACUUAGCUGCUAGUGGGGCAGCAGAUUUCACAGCAAAAUUAUGGGAUGCGCGAUUUGGUGAAGUGGUACAUACUUUCGACCAUGAACACAUAGUAAAGAGCGUCAACUUCAACUCUGAUGACACGUUGCUGCUUACUGCUAGCAACGAGAAAAUUAUACGAGUUUUUGAUUUAAACAAAACGGACGCGGGACCCAUCGACAAAUUCACCGCGCACACGAACAGCAUACGCCACGCUGUGUUCCUGCACAACUCGCGCAUCGUCAGCGUCAGCGACGACCUCACUAUGCGCGUCUGGGAUCGCUCCAGUGGGCAGGAAGUCCAAAAAGUCGAAUUCCCAACGGUCCCAAAUAGUUUAGAACUGUCCAGAGAUGGAGCAGUAUUGACUGUAGCCCAUGGUACAAACGUAUCGUUCUACUCGUCGGACACGAUGCGCAAGAUGCGCGAGUUCCCCGUGCCCACCAAGUGCUACAGCGCGUCGCUGUCGCCCUCGCGCGCCUCCUUCGUGUGCGGCGGCGACGACCUCAAGGUCUACAAGUUCGACUACAACACCGGCACCGAGCUCGAAUCGAAUAAAGGUCACUUUGGGCCUGUGCACUGCGUCCGAUGGUCGCCCGACGGCGAACUCUACGCAACCGGAUCAGAAGACGGGACCGUGAGACUUUGGCAGGCGGUGCCAGGCCGCGUAUAUGGGCUGUGGCGACGCAGCAACGAACACCAGCCCAUCGCCAACGGAUUCAAGGAGGUGGCCGCUAACUGACCCGCUCGUGACCUACCCAGUGAUGAGGAGUAGAUAAUGUGCAAUCAAAAUCGAUCGCUUGGUGGUGAUACCACGAAUCGUCGUGAAGAUAGCAGUCACCAAGUCGUUUGAUGCGUAUACAACACGUUAUGUGCGGACGAAUAAAUAUCGAGACUUUUUACAUUAUAUGUCCAGUGUUUGUGUUGUUUAUUUUUUACUGAAACACUUUUUUUUAUACUCAAAACGAAAUAAUAAUAAUUAAAUGUAAUGUAUUUAUUGUAAAAAGAAACUGAAUAGACUUGAUAAUUUUAUGGAACAAAAUAAAUUUGUAAAUAUGGA